Molecule: messenger RNA, 1173 nt
Organism: Trichomonas vaginalis G3
Lineage: Eukaryota; Parabasalia; Trichomonadida; Trichomonadidae
Product: ankyrin repeat protein family
Exons: 1
Molecular function (GO): protein binding
Source: RefSeq, a predicted model, not a curated record
CUUGAUAUUAUUAAAUAUCUUAUUUCUAUUGGAGUCGAUAAAGAAUCAAAAAACAAUUAUGGCGAAACAGCUCUCACUUGGUCAUCAAAAUAUGGCCAACUUGAAGUUGUAAAAUAUCUUAUAUCUAUUGGAGCAGAUAAAGAAACAAAAAAUAAAUAUGAUGAAACACCAUUGAUUCGUGCAUCAGCAUAUAAUAAAAUUGAAGUUGUAAAAUAUCUUAUCUCUAUUGGUGUUGAUAAGGAAGCGGAGAAUAAAUUUGGAAGAACUUCACUCAUUUAUGCAUCAGAAAAUGGUCAUCUUGAAAUUGUUAAAUAUCUUAUCUCUAUUGGAGCUGAUAAAGAAGCGAAGGAUAAUGAUGGAGAGACUUCACUCAUUUAUGCAUCAGAAAAUGGUCAUCUUGAAGUUGUUAAAUAUCUUAUUUCUAUUGAAGCUGAUAAAGAAGCGGAGAAUAAUGAUGGAGAGACUUCACUCAUUAUUGCAUCAGAAAAUGGUCAUCUUGAAGUUGUUAAAUAUCUUAUUUCUAUUGGAGCUGAUAAAGAAGCAAAAGAUAAUAAUGGAAGAACUUCACUCAUAUGUGCAUCAGAAAAUGGUCAUCUUGAAAUUGUUAAAUAUCUUAUCUCUAUUGGAGCUGAUAAAGAAGCGGAGAAUAAUGAUGGAGAGACUUCACUCAUUUAUGCAUCAGAAAAUGGUCAUCUUGAAGUUGUUAAAUAUCUUAUCUCUAUUGGAGCUGAUAAAGAAGCGAAGGAUAAUGAUGGAGAGACUUCACUCAUUUAUGCAUCAGAAAAUGGUCAUCUUGAAGUUGUUAAAUAUCUUAUUUCUAUUGAAGCUGAUAAAGAAGCGGAGAAUAAUGAUGGAGAGACUUCACUCAUUAUUGCAUCAGAAAAUGGUCAUCUUGAAAUUGUUAAAUAUCUUAUCUCUAUUGGAGCUGAUAAAGAAGCGGAGAAUAAUAAUGGAAGAACUUCACUCAUAUGUGCAUCAGAAAAUGGUCAUCUUGAAAUUGUUAAAUAUCUUAUCUCUAUUGGAGCUGAUAAAGAAGCGGAGAAUAAUGAUGGAGAGACUUCACUCAUUAUUGCAUCAGAAAAUGGUCAUCUUGAAGUUGUUAAAUAUCUUAUUUCUAUUGGAGCUGAUAAAGAAGCAAAAGAUAAUAAUGGAAGAACUUCACUCAUAUGUGCA